Xiphophorus couchianus (Monterrey platyfish) is the source of this 2074-nucleotide messenger RNA. It is a transcript of the gene heyl, whose product is annotated as hes related family bHLH transcription factor with YRPW motif like. NCBI's taxonomy places the organism in Eukaryota, Metazoa, Chordata, Actinopteri, Cyprinodontiformes, Poeciliidae. The transcript has 6 exons. The record is from RefSeq and is a predicted model, not a curated record. Gene Ontology annotation, biological process: regulation of DNA-templated transcription. Gene Ontology annotation, molecular function: protein dimerization activity; DNA binding. The coding region runs from base 779 to 1675 and encodes 298 amino acids.
CAGAGAGAGCAAGCCAAGAGAGACAUAAGAGAGGAAUAGACUACGAUUGGAUGCCACUGAUUGUGUAAAAAGGCUGAAGCGGCUCGUGAGUAUUCUUACUUGUCAUGGGCCCUUGGGGGUUGCUCAAGAAGAAGAGGUCCGAGGGCACACGAAGAAGCAGCGGCGCGGGAAGAAGUGAACAGAAGUGACAAGAAGGAAAACAAAGCUUUUAGAACUGACAGCGUCAAGAGAGUCACACUCUUCAGUGUCCCAGCGACUCCACCGAAAGAGAGACAGACAGAGAGAGAGAGAGAGACAGCGGUCAACAGCUCAUCCAUCAUCAUCUGUCCGACGAAGAGGUGAAAGGUUAAAGGAAAAACUAAAUAAAAAUGAAGAGACCUCACGACUACAGCUCUCCAGACUCGGACACAGACGAGUUUAUCGACGUGGGGCAAGAGGACAGCUACUGCGACAGUUUUGAAGGGAACUCCGAAUUGUGGAACUCUCUCAGGGCAUGCAAGACGAGAGUUCACAGACGAACGUGAUCCGUUUUGGCCGACUGCACUUGGAGGGCCACGGCUCCCAUGUCUCCUGUUGGAGCUUCCGUUGCAAAACAAAAGCGUCGCCCCAGGGCUACGUAAUUAUCUUCCUAAAAGUGCUUUCUCCAAGAAUAUAUGCAACCAAAAAAGCCAAUCUCAUCUCUGCUGCUUCUCAGUGCCCAAAAACCAGUAUGAUUCAAAGGGGUUGAUGCGCUGUUCUUCUCCCUGUGUCACAUUAAGCAGGCCCCGUCACCGGGUCCAUGUCUCCAGGCAGUGCCUCGCAGAUUCUGGCACGGAAGAAGAGGAGAGGGAUCAUAGAGAAAAGGCGCAGAGACCGGAUCAACCACAGCCUUUCGGAGCUGCGGAGGCUGGUGCCAAGUGCUUUCGAGAAACAGGGUUCUUCUAAGUUGGAAAAAGCAGAAAUUCUGCAGAUGACUGUGGACCAUCUCAAACUGUUGCAUGCAAUGGGAGGAAAAGGGUACUUUGACGCAAGGGCACUGGCAGUAGACUACAGGACCCUUGGCUUCAGGGAGUGCGUUGGAGAGGUCGUACGGUACCUAAGCUCUCUGGAGGGGGAGUCUCCGGACCCAAUAGGAGCUCGCCUCGUUUCCCACCUCUCGCACUGUGCCAGUGAGCUGGACCCUCUCCUCCUACAGUCACCCCCUGCUUCCACCUUACCCUUCCCUCCCUGGCCAUGGACCUCCUUCCCGCCAAUUGCCCCUGCUACGACAGCCCCUUCCUCGCCAUCUUUCCCAAGCAGCCGCAGGGAUCUUGCCCUGCUGGGGAGCUACCCAUCAUCCGUCUCGCUGCGUCUGGCCCCAUUGGCUGGCUGUCAGCAGGGCGCCCCGCCGCUCCUCGGACCGACAGCUCUGGCCUCCAUUCACAGGGUGGCCUCUCUUCCAUCGUCUCCUGCUCUAGGCCACUCCAGACCGAACCAGCCGUCCCCUCACAGCACCAACUGUGCCUCACCUCUACCUCUCCCGACUGCCUCCUCUUCUUCUCCCUGCUCCUCUUCUUCCACUUCAUCAUCUUCUGCCCCUCCACAAGUGUCCUUCCGGCCUUUUGCGCCUCUUGGCUCGCCGAUAGCCCAGCGCAGGAGCUUAAGCGGAGCAUCCAAGGCGCCACAGGGGUGGGGGACUGAGAUCGGAGCGUUUUGAAGAUCAUCUCUAACAAAUGAACUCUGUAAAGUGGACACGGACCUUUCAUUUGCACCAUGUAGCAAAUACGUAUGAGCAUUGUCUCUUUUAAGGGACUCUAAAAGCCAUAUCAGACAAUGAGUGAAGUUUUCGAUUCUUACAAUCAUAAAUGAAGGAAUGUGAAGGAAUUUCUUUGUUGUAUCUAUAAUCUUGUUUGACAAAAACACAUAUAGUGUCCCACAGAGCCAUAUAUGCUGUUUUCCUCAAGAAAACUUGAGGGUGAGUUUUGACUGGACUUUGAGCUGUGAUAUUUUCCUUUAUUUUCUCUGAAGCAUUUAUACAUCUGAUUACAUUAUUUUUUUUGCUUUCCAGAGAAUGUUUGACGAAAACCUCUAUAAAGUUUAAGUGCCUUCACUCUUG